UUUGGUGGUUAUUGGUGGUUAGAGAAAAACGUUUUUACUAAUUAUUGUGACUGGAUUUUAGAAUAUUCAAAGAAUGCAUAAAGUUUUAUCUCUAAUUUUUUAACCAUUUUUUUAUGGAUUAAUGUUUGUUUUUAAAAGUUCUUUGAAAGUAAAUGAAUUAAAUGAAAUAAAUUUAAGCCAGGGUUGAUUAUAAUAAAUAUAUUCCGCCUCUCAGGCCUCUCAAGAGACGCUAUUACGAAAUUAUAAUUGUGGCGUCGGAUUCCUAAGUAAAUAGUUUAAGAAAGAAGUGUAUUUUUUUAUCUUAGUGUUAAAUAUUUUAUUGUGUGAAAUAAAAUGGGAGAUGAUUUAAUUCGAGUGGCAGUGAGAAUAAGACCACUUGUUCCGACAGAAAUAGAAAAAGGAUGUCAGGAAUGUCUCAGUGUGAUUCCUGAGGAAAAUCAAAUACAAAUCAAAUCCACCGAUAAAGCUUUUACAUUCAACUAUGUUUUUGAUUCAGACAUUGGCCAGGCCAAAUUUUACGAUACGGCAAUAAAGAAAAUGAUAACUCAUAUUUUUCAAGGUUACAAUGUAACAAUUCUUGCGUAUGGACAGACGGGAAGUGGAAAGACACAUUCGAUGGGUACAAAUUAUACCGAAAGUAAUGGCAAUGAUGGAGUUAUUCCUCGCGCUGUUGAGGAUAUAUUCGAAACGAUAAAACUCAAUGAAGACUGGGAUUAUAAAGUUGCGGUAUCUUUCAUGGAAUUGUAUCAGGAACAACUGUACGAUUUGCUUGCGAAUAAACAAAGAAAUCAGUGUGUCGUCGAUAUUCGUGAAGAUUCGAAAAAUAUCAAGAUUGUCGGUGUCACGGAAAGAACCGUGACAAAUUCACAAGAAACAUUGCAAUGUUUAGCCGAUGGUUCAUUAUGUCGUGCCACUGGUGCCACGGCCAUGAACAGUCAAAGCAGUCGUAGUCAUGCAAUUUUCUCGAUAUCAGUUCAUCAACAAAAAAAAGAUGAUCCAUCAAUUAUGAGGACGGCUAAAUUUCAGUUGGUGGAUUUAGCCGGUUCGGAACGAAGUAAAAAGACACAGGCUACCGGCGAAAGAUUCAAGGAAGGUGUGAACAUUAAUAAAGGUCUGCUAGCUCUGGGUAACGUAAUUUCCCAAUUGGGUGAAUGUGGAACUGCAUCUUAUGUCGGCUAUCGAGAUAGCAAACUCACGAGACUUUUGCAAGAUUCCCUAGGAGGAAACUCAAUGACUCUUAUGAUCGCUUGCGUAAGUCCCGCAGAUUACAAUUUAGAUGAAUCGUUGAGCACUUUACGAUACGCGGAUCGAGCGCGAAAAAUCAAGAACAAACCAGUGGUAAAUCAAGAUCCACAAUUGGCGGAGAUCAAUCGACUGAAGAAUAUUAUUCAAGAGAUGAAAGUGUCCCGAUUAAGUCAAGAAAUUCAAGGAAUCUCGACUUGUCCACCAGAGCAUCGGGAAUUAGAAGAUAAAAACCAAUUGUUACAGAAAAAAUUGAGAAGCGUCACGGAGAAACUCAGUGCUCAAUUAAUCGAAUUAGUUCACAUGCACGAACGGACAGAUCUCGCUGAAAAUUCCCGAGAAAAAAUGAAAGCCGGAAUGAAUAACAUCAUGGAAGAAUGUGACGAACUCAUUGAAUUACUGGAAGUCUCUCCUAACGACACAGAGCAACAUCACAAGAAACUAAGUUCCAUUCGUCUGCAAAUUCUCAAUUUGCAAAACGAUCAAAAGAAAACAGAGGAGGAUCUUGUGAAUCAUGAUUUAACGUCAGGUUCGCAACAAUCGAUACAAAUAAAAAUUGAAGACGAGGAAAUCGAGAACAACAUUGCCAAUGAGACCUACGAUCUUGAUGAAAAACACGAGGAGCAUACACUUCGUCAAGCGCAAACAAUCGAUCAGGUACAAACAAUAACUCGCGAACUUGCCAUUAAAGAAGAACUUGUUUCGAAAUUACUGCAAAGUGUCGCCGAUGACACGGCCCAGUUACACUCAGUUCACGAAAUGGAGAACGAAAUAACAAAAUUACAAACCGAGAAAGAAGAAUUACAACAACAAUUGAAUAGCGCUCAGAAUAAUAAAGUUGCCGCCCGCCUCGCUGAGACGCGACGUAAAAAAGUUCAGGAAUUAGAGAAGAAAAUUAUCGAUCUCAAUCGUAAAUGUACCGAACAAAAUCGUGUUAUUAAACAAAAGGAAAAAUCCGAUCAACAAAUUAGAAAUUUGGCCAACGAAAUUAAUACAAUGAAACAAACGAAAGUGAAAUUAAUCCAUCAAAUGCGCACCGAGUCAAAUCGUUUUCAAAAAUGGAAAAUUUCCCGUGAACGUGAACUAUCGAAAUUAAAGGAUCAAGAUCGUAAGCGUGUCAAUGAAAUGGCAAAACUUCAAGUGCAACACAAUAAACAACAGAAUGUGAUGAAACGAAAAAUGGAGGAGGCACACGCUGUUAAUAAACGAUUAAAAGAGGCACUUGAGAAACAGAGAAAAGUACAACAGAAACGUUCGGAAAAGGCAAAUAGCAAGGAGCAUAUUCAAUCUUGGGUGUCACAGGAAUUGGACGUUUUUCUCAGUACAGUUGACGCCGUAUGCUCUCUAGAAAGAUUAAUGCAGGAGCGAGCACUUUUGGUUAAUCAACUCAAAGAGCUUCGCGACAAAAAGAACGAGUACGAUAAGGAAAUUUUUCAGAAACAAGAAACCGAUCUUGUCGAAUUAAUCGAAUUGCGAAACACACAAAUUUCUGAUUUUCAACAAAAAAUCGUCGAAUCAGAUCAAGAAAAUCAAGCCAGUAACAGGUGGCAAAAUUUGAUUUCCAUAAGAGACGCGAAAAUCGCUCUCAGAUCUGUAUUUGAACUCUCAGCCGAAGACAGGAAGAAAAAUUAUGGACUUAAAUGUGAAAUUGAUGAUCUCAAGGAUGAAGUCGAUAAAUUGAAAGAUAACAUAAAAAAGCAGGAGAAUCGAGAAAAGCAACAGAAGAUAAUGAUGAUGUACAAUUCUCCGGUACCAGUGAAAAAAGAAAAUCCGAAGGGGCAAGAGGAAUUGGAAUUUUACAAAAAUCGUUGCGCCGAACUUGAGAAGGAUGUUCUACAUAAUUCUAUGGAGCAAAUUUCAAAAAAGAAAAAAAAGAAGACCGUACCAAACACUCCCGAGUACAAUGCUAUAUACAAUGCUUCCAUGUUUUCUGAUGAAAGUAUUGCCGAUGAUGAUGUGGAGAACGAUCCCGACUGGACGAAAACUCCACUUUAUCAUAGAAUACAAAAACUCAUGAACGUUACGAAAACUGUGCCGGCUGAAAAUCAAGGGGCACCGAAAAGAACUUCUGAAGGAGAUAUUAAAUGCGCCUGUAAAACAAAAUGCGCUACACGUUUGUGCAGUUGUCGGAAAAAUAAUUUAUCCUGUAGUAAUUGUAACUGCAAUCCAGAAUGUUGUCAAAAUAAAAGUGUCGACAAUACACGACGUACCCUGUUUUCCGAUUUAUCUAAAGAAAACACCGAAGAUUCAAAACGACCCCGACUGACUGCCUUGCAGAAUUUGAAUCCAGAUUCCGAUGAAAUCAACGAAUCUUCAUAAAUGAAUCUCUUAUGAAGCAAAUUAAAGGCCAUUUUAAAAAAUUAUUUAAUUCAUCAAAUUGUAAAGAACGUAACAAAAAAUGUUUCAUUAGUUAGUAAGUUAAUUAGUUAAUGUUUAAAUUUAAUUCGUCAACAUUAGAUUGAUUAACUAAUUAUUGGUGAUUUUAAUAUUAUAAGCUAUAAUUUUUAAAAAUAGAUCGUAAAAUUUUUUUUUUUAGAGAAAUAAAUUAAAAAUUAAUUUACUCUAUAA
This is a messenger RNA of Leptopilina heterotoma, 3810 nucleotides long. RefSeq names its product chromosome-associated kinesin KIF4 (gene Klp3A). Gene Ontology annotation, molecular function: microtubule binding; microtubule motor activity; ATP binding. The record is from RefSeq and is a predicted model, not a curated record. The coding region runs from base 334 to 3561 and encodes 1075 amino acids. Lineage: Eukaryota; Metazoa; Arthropoda; Insecta; Hymenoptera; Figitidae. Gene Ontology annotation, biological process: mitotic spindle organization; microtubule-based movement. The transcript has 11 exons.